AUGAGGGCACACAAGGGGGCUUGGGCUGCAGUGGAAGCUCUAGUCUGGAAGAUUUGGAGAUGUAGGAAUGAUUUGGUUUUUAAUGACAAAACUUGGAGGCCAGAUAUGGCAUGCAAUGAGGCAAUGCGAGAUGCAUCUGAUUUUUUAGCAACCAAUGGGAGAUUGGAAGGAAGCAAGAAUGAUCAAAUAUCACAACCCCCAGGGAGUCAAUUAACAUGGCAGCAACUUGAAAGUGGAUGGAUCAAAAUUAACUUCGAUGGGGGAGUGGACGUUCGGGGAAAAAAGAGUGGUCUAGGAUUGGUUGCUCGUGAUGAAAAUGGAGCAUUCCGAGCGACUCGAGCAGUUAACAUCGGAAAUUUGGUGCAUCCUUUGGUGGCAGAAGGUAUGCCGGCGGCAAGAGAGGGUCUCCUUUUUACGCAAGAGCUUGGGUUUACGCGAAUUCAGUUGGAAGGUGACUCGCAGCAAAUUGUUAAUCUGAUCCAGCGAAAGGGAAUUUACUGUUGCGUAUUUAGAGUCUUGUAA
Molecule: messenger RNA, 522 nt
Organism: Rhododendron vialii
Lineage: Eukaryota; Viridiplantae; Streptophyta; Magnoliopsida; Ericales; Ericaceae
Exons: 1
Coding region: 1-522 (173 amino acids)
Molecular function (GO): RNA-DNA hybrid ribonuclease activity; nucleic acid binding
Source: RefSeq, a predicted model, not a curated record